AUGAGUGUAGAUGAUGAUGCCAAGUGGCUGGAAUGGGUAACCAAGCAGUUUGAAAAUAUUGCUGGUGAGGAUAAAGAGAUUAGUUUGGAAGAAUUCAAGACAGCACUUAAAGUAAAAGAGUCCUUCUUUGCAGAAAGAUUUUUCACUCUGUUUGACUCUGAUGGGAGUGGCAGUAUAAGCUUGGAUGAAUUAUUGAAGGCCCUGAAUCUCCUCACUCAUGGAAGUGAAACAGACAAACUACGAUUCCUUUUCCAAGUCUAUGAUGUAGAUGGCAGUGGCUCCAUAGACCCCGAUGAGUUACGCAUCGUCCUCAAAUCCUGUUUACGAGAAAGUGCCAUCUCACUACCAGAGGAGAAGCUUGAUGACCUCACGAUGGCACUUUUCGAAUCUGCUGACAAAGACAGCAGUGGCGCGAUUACCUUUGAGGAGCUCAAGGAAGAGCUGGAGAACUUUCCAGAAGUAAUGGAGAACCUGACAAUAAGUGCUGCCAAUUGGCUAAAACCACCGACUACAGAGAAAUACAUGAGACAGACCCCACGGUAUCUGACACGAGCCUACUGGCACAAUAAUAGCCGCAAGCUGCUCUUCAUGUGUUGUUACAUCCUCAUCAACAUCUUUCUUUUCACGUUUGCUGCCAUGAAACAUACCAGCUUUGGUGGGUGGGUUAUGUUGGCAAAAGGCUGUGGGCAGUGUCUUAACUUCAACUGUACCUUCAUUGGGGUCCUUAUGCUGCGCCGAUGUCUGACCUGGUUAAGAGCAACCUGGAUGGUGCGGGUUCUGCCUUUGGACCAACAUGUACUCUUGCACCAGCUGGUGGGGUUUGCUAUAUUUGGACUGAGUAUUAUUCAUGCUAUUGCACAUGUCGUGAACUUUGUGAAAUUGACUCACGUUGGGACCUACCAGCUGUGGGAGUAUCUCUUUACAACAAGGCCUGGGAUUGGUUGGAUUUAUGGAACCGCAUCCAUUACUGGAGUAAUUUUGCAGCUUCUGAUCAUUUUGAUGUUAAUCUGUUCAAGCACAUUUGUUCGUAGGAGUGGACACUUUGAGGUGUUUUAUUGGACCCAUUUGAGCUACAUUUGGGUCUGGGCUCUGUUAGUCCUUCACGGUCCCAACUUCUGGAAGUGGUUUGUGGUCUCAGGAUUCUUGUUCCUUAUGGAAAAAAUAGUCGGAAUCACAGUUUCGCGAAUUGGUGGCACUCAGGUUGUGGAGGUUAACUUGCUGCCAUCUAAGGUUACCCAUCUAGUUAUCAAGAGAUCACCAUUCUUUCACUAUAAACCAGGAGACUAUGUGUAUGUCAACAUUCCAGCAAUAGCCAAGUAUGAGUGGCAUCCGUUUACAAUCAGCAGUGCUCCAGAGCAGCAAGACACUAUUUGGCUUCAUGUCAGGUCCCUUGGCCAGUGGACCAACCAACUCUAUGAAUACUUCCGACAACCUGAGCUACUGGGCAAUGAACCAAAGCGGCUGACAAAAAACCUGAGGAACAUGAAGCACCAGAAGUGUGCACAGCACCUUUGUAACUUGGCUGCCUCUAAUGAUUCAGUAGCGACCAACAAGGAGGACAUGGUAGAGCUGACAUCAUAUAAACCCCGCCAGCACCGCCAGAAUGAGCCCUUGGACAUUAACGUCAAACUGGAUGGUGCAGAUGGCCCUCAGCUCCGAGAGGUCUCUACAAAACUGAGUGACAAUCAUCGAUACUGCAACAUUAAGUGCUACAUUGAUGGCCCAUAUGGGACACCAACCAGGACAAUCUUCACCUCAGAGCACGCAGUGUUGAUUGGAGCUGGCAUCGGUAUCACCCCAUUUGCUUCCAUUUUGCAAAGCAUCAUGUACAGGUAUCGCAUGAGAAAGCAGAAUUGCCCUAAUUGUAGUUAUUCCUGGUGUGAAAAUGUCAAGGAUAACGAGAUGAGUUUGAGAAAGGUUGACUUUAUCUGGAUCAACAGGGACCAGAAGUCAUUUGAGUGGUUUGUUAGCCUCCUAACUAAACUCGAGAUGGACCAGGCAGACGAAGAGCCUCAAGGUAGAUUCUUGGAGAUGCACAUGUACAUGACCUCUGCUCUCAGUAAAAAUGACAUGAAAGCUUUAGGUCUACAGAUGGCUCUAGACCUGUUGGCAAAGAAGGAGAAUCGUGAUUCCAUUACAGGCCUGCGAACCAGAACACAACCAGGGCGGCCGGAUUGGAGCAAGGUUUUCCAAAAAAUUGCUGAAGAAAGGAAGGGAAAGGUCCACGUUUUCUUCUGUGGUUCUCCAGUGCUGGCUAAAACAAUCAAGGCUCAAUGUGAGCAUUUUGGCUUCAAGUUCUACAAGGAAAACUUCCAGUGA
Molecule: messenger RNA, 2319 nt
Organism: Carcharodon carcharias (great white shark)
Lineage: Eukaryota; Metazoa; Chordata; Chondrichthyes; Lamniformes; Lamnidae
Gene: nox5
Product: NADPH oxidase, EF-hand calcium binding domain 5
Exons: 16
Coding region: 1-2319 (772 amino acids)
Biological process (GO): defense response; superoxide anion generation
Cellular component (GO): NADPH oxidase complex; plasma membrane
Molecular function (GO): calcium ion binding; superoxide-generating NAD(P)H oxidase activity
Source: RefSeq, a predicted model, not a curated record